Mangifera indica (mango) is the source of this 916-nucleotide messenger RNA. RefSeq names its product transcription factor bHLH162-like. Gene Ontology annotation, molecular function: RNA polymerase II transcription regulatory region sequence-specific DNA binding; DNA-binding transcription factor activity, RNA polymerase II-specific; protein dimerization activity. The transcript is spliced from 3 exons. Gene Ontology annotation, cellular component: RNA polymerase II transcription regulator complex. Gene Ontology annotation, biological process: regulation of transcription by RNA polymerase II. The record is from RefSeq and is a predicted model, not a curated record. NCBI's taxonomy places the organism in Eukaryota, Viridiplantae, Streptophyta, Magnoliopsida, Sapindales, Anacardiaceae. Bases 16 to 696 code for a protein of 226 amino acids.
CAUAAAUCUAAGUCUAUGCAGCAAAAAGUUGGUAGUUUGAAAUCUGAUGUCAUGGGAUGUCUAAUUCCGAACUUGGGAGGAAAAGAAAUGGAGAGAAAACCAGGUUCUUCUUCAACAAAGAUAGAGAGAAAAAUCAUUGAGAAGAAUAGAAGGAAUUAUAUGAAGAACCUCUACAACAAUCUCAAUUCCCUUCUCCCUCACUCCAAGGAAGCAUUGUCACAGCCGGAUCAGAUAGAUGAAGCUAUAAAUUACAUAAAGAGCUUACAGGAAAAGUUGCAGAAAUGCAAAUUGAAGAAGGAAAAUCUAAUGGGAAGAAAAAGAUCAUAUGCCUGCACAAAUAGUACUGCUGCAAAUUCGGCAGCAACUUCAAAACCACCCAAAAUUGAGAUUCAUGAAAUAGGUUCUACUUUAGAGGUGGUUUUGAUAACCAGUGUAGAUAGCCAGUUCUUAUUUUAUGAGGUUAUUCGCAUUCUUGAAGAAGAUGGUGCAGAGGUUGUGAAUGCCAAUUGCACAACAGCCGAAAAUAACAUUUUCCAAGUAAUACGUGCAGAGAUGGGAGAUAGAAUGUUCAGUUUUGGAGCUGCAAAACUAACUGACAGAUUGAACCAGUUUGUACUUGGAUCCACUAGUGAAGUAGAGCUACUAUCUCCAGAAUUAUGGGAUUUUGGUGUCGAUCCAGAUUGUUGGGAUUUCUAGAUCCUCCUGCUAUUUAUUAUAUGUAUUGAGGAUAGAAUUAAAAUGAAUAAAAUGUUGGGAAUUUCACAAUAUUUCUAGUAUGCGAAGAACAUAUGUAAAAAAAAUAAACCUGGUGGUGACCAGUUUUAGCUUGGAACCAGUUGAAAUUCAUCAACAUCUUACAAUAAAAUUAACUGCCGUUCUUUUGCCUUUCCGAAAGGCAAUCGGUGAAUUUGUAAUA